AUGAUCAAGAUCAGUCACCACCAUCAAACCCCUUCUCUUCCGAAGCUCAAUCCCAUGCUCAUCUCAACUCUCCAACUCUCCUCCUUUCUCUGCCUCCUCCUCUCCACCACCAUCACCGCCGCCGCCGUAGAUGACAACAGCCCCUGGCUACCUUACACUCCCACCGACUACAUUCUCCUCGACUGUGGUUCAUCUUCUAACACCACCGACGCUAGCCUCCGGAGCUGGGACGGCGAUGUCCGCUCACAAUUCUCGCCGUCGAACAUUGAAAACACGUCGUCGAAUGCUACAUCCUCCAAGUCUGUCAUUCAAGUGCCCUACAAGACUUCUCUUAAUUACUCUGAGCUCGAUAUUACCAACUCUUUCUUCUCCCUCACUUCCAACGACUACACCCUCUUAAACAACUUCAGUGCCUUCCUCACUGUCUCCGCCAUGAAACCCGCAGUUGCUUCCCUUAUAAAGGAGUUCAUCGUCAAUUUUAGGGACAACCAGAUACUGAAUAUAACCUUUUGGCCUUCUCCGAACUCUUACGCCUUCGUUAAUGGCAUUGAAGUCGUUUCAAUGCCAGAAAAUCUCUACAUUCGCGGCAAUGAUCAUCCAAUCCCACUAGUGAGCGAGAACCAAAGAUUUUAUAUUGAUAACAACUCUGCUCUUGAGACUCUCUAUAGAUUAAAUGUUGGCGGUAAUGAGGUCUCAAUAACCAAUGAUACGGGAAUGUUUCGAUUAUGGAGUCCGGACGACGAUUACACCUACGAAGAUUAUGGGUUUACACCUCACAGGGACGUCGCAAUCCGAUAUAGACAGGAGACACCACCCUACACUGCACCGAAGAUCAUUUACACAACCACAAGGACCAUGGGCAACGACAGUUUAAGAUACAAUCUGACAUGGAGAUUUCCUGUUGAUACUGGGUUUUAUUAUCUUCUCAGACUCCAUUUCUGCGAGAUUCAAUUGGAGGUGACCCUUGAGAACCAAAGGGUUUUUAUAAUAUACAUCAACAAUCAAACGGCAGAGAGAAGAGCAGAUGUUAUCUACUGGAGUGGUGGUACUGGAAUCCCGGUGUUUAAAGACUACGUCAUUAUGGUCACCGACCCAGAUGGUCGUCGGAGCAAGCAAGACUUGUGGCUCGCUAUGUACCCUGACCUCCACUUUAGACCUGAGUACGCUGAUGCUAUAUUGAAUGGUUUAGAAAUCUUCAAAUUGAGUGAAACAGCUGGUGUGAAGAAGCACAAUAAUAAAACAUCUAGUUUUCCGGCCAUUAUCGGCAGCGUAGCCGGAGGAGGGUCUAUUCUAGUCUUGAUCUUUGGUUUCUGGAUUUUUCGGCGACGGAGAAGAGUGAAAGACUUGGGUUCAAAAAAGCCCAAGUCAUGGAUCCCCUUAUCCAGCGGUUUAUCACUGUCGUCCGAUCUAUGCAGACGCUUUUCACUUGAGGAGAUGAAAUCAGCUACAUGCAACUUCGAUGAUAGUUUUGUCAUCGGGGCAGGAGGAUUUGGUAAUGUGUACAAGGGCCACAUCGACAACGGUGCAACCACCGUUGCGAUCAAGCGACUGAACCCAUCAUCCAAUCAGGGGUCCACGAGUUCCAAACAGAGAUCGAGAUGCUAUCGAAGCUACGACACCUCCAUGUCGUGUCGUUGA
Molecule: messenger RNA, 1638 nt
Organism: Ilex paraguariensis (yerba mate)
Lineage: Eukaryota; Viridiplantae; Streptophyta; Magnoliopsida; Aquifoliales; Aquifoliaceae
Source: the annotation of a GenBank genome assembly